CCGCCUCUAGCAGUCAGUCGGAGUACAUGGCGACUGCGGCAAGGAACUGGGGCGAGCGAGGGGAAAGGCAAAGCGGAUCUGUAACCAUCAUUUCUGGGCCAUUUUAGUUCUCCAUAUGAAUGUGACCGGGCCUGUUAUCUGGAAAUAAAAUGGAUGGCAGCUUUGAUUGUGAUUGUGGUGAGCUGGAGCCACCUGAUCAUUAACAGACGCCUUCUUCUGUAAUUUAAGUUCUGCCACGGUUUCCUCUUCAAAUGCACUGUAUACCAAUACCGAAAUAAAAUAAUUUAUAGUGCUUACUAGCAUUAUAGAAUGAAGCUGCUCAGGACCAGUUUAACACUGAAUGUAUCUGCACUGUGAGGAGGAUGUUUGAAAAAGUCUUUUACGUUCAUAUUUAUUUACUCUUUUGUUAAAUGUCAAUUUUUUGCACACUAGAGCCACAUGCGUAGUAUGUCAUUUCAUUCCGCGUUAGUUCCUCUGAGUGUUUUCCUUGCUGUCUUUUGGGAUGCUGCAUCUCUUAUGAACUAUGAAUACUAGCAUUUUUUUACAUUCAAAGUUGCAGAGCUUUAGGGUCUUUUUUGGAAUAUUCCAGGCCUGGAAGGCUGAUAUGCAAUGAAAUUUGGUGGAAUCCAUCUAUAAGGAGUGUUUUUUUUUUUUUGUUUUGUUUUUUUAAUUUUUGUGGGAUCUUUAAUGUAUUUUUCCCAAUUCUGUCUAAAUUUAUUAAGAUACCAGCAGUGAUUUAUUCUCAAAUAUUUAGUGUAAACUAAACUUGAGAGCAAAGAAAGAGUGGUCACCAAAAUGGCAGAAAAGUUUGAAAGCCUCAUGAACAUUCAUGGAUUUGAUUUGGGAUCCAGAUAUAUGGACUUAAAACCUCUUGGCUAUGGUGGGAAUGGCUUAGUUUUUUCUGCUGUUGAUAAUGACUGUGAUAAGCGGGUGGCUGUGAAGAAAAUCGUUCUGACCGAUCCUCAGAGUGUCAAACAUGCUCUGCGAGAGAUCAAAAUUAUCCGGAGACUUGACCAUGAUAACAUUGUGAAAGUUUUUGAAAUCCUCGGUCCUAAUGGAAGACAGUUAACAGAUGAUGUGAGCUCUUUAACAGAGUUGAACUGCGUUUACAUUGUCCAAGACUACAUGGAAACUGAUCUUGCGAAGCUGCUAGAGCAGGGCCCCUUAAGAGAAGAGCAUGCAAGGCUCUUCAUGUACCAGCUGCUACGUGGGCUUAAGUAUAUCCAUUCUGCUAAUGUGCUGCACAGAGAUCUUAAACCAGCAAACCUUUUCAUAAACACAGAAGAUCUAGUGGUAAAAAUUGGAGAUUUUGGUCUUGCGCGUAUUAUGGAUCCCCAUUAUUCUCAUAAGGGACAUCUAUCUGAAGGACUUGUAACAAAAUGGUACAGAUCUCCCCGACUUCUUCUCUCUCCCAACAAUUACACUAAAGCAAUUGACAUGUGGGCUGCUGGAUGCAUCUUUGCAGAAAUGUUAACUGGAAAAACGCUUUUUGCAGGUGCACAUGAGCUUGAACAGAUGCAGCUGAUCCUGGAAUCAAUACCUGUUGUGCAUGAAGAAGACCGCCAAGAGCUCCUCAAUGUAAUCCCAGUGUAUAUCAAAAAUGAUAUGUCAGAGCCGCAUAAGCCUUUAACACAACUGCUUCCAGGCAUCAGCUCAGAGGCGCUGGAUUUUCUGGAACAAAUAUUAACAUUCAGUCCCAUGGACAGACUAACAGCAGAAGAAGCUUUGUCUCACCCAUACAUGAGCAUUUACUCUUUCCCAAUGGAUGAGCCAAUUUCAAGCCAUCCUUUUCACAUUGAGGAUGAGGUAGAUGAUAUAUUAUUGAUGGAUGACAGCCACAGCCAAGUGUAUAACUGGGAAAGAUACCAUGAAAGCGAUUUUUCAGACCAUGAUUGGCCUAUACAUAAUAAUUUUGAAGUUGAUGAAGUUCAGCGUGACCCUAGGGCACUGUCUGAUGGUAGUGAUGAUGAAGAAGUACAAGUGGACCCCCGCAAAUACCUUGAUGGAGACCGGGAAAAGUAUCUUGAAGAUCCUGCAUUCGAUCCCCACUUUUCUACUGAGCCUUGCUGGCAAUAUCUAGAUCACCAUGAAAAUAAAUAUUGUGAUCUGGAAUGUAGCCAUACAUGUAAUUAUAAAAUGAGGUCUUCCUCUUAUUUAGAUAACUUAGUAUGGAAGGAGAGUGAAGUUAACCAUUAUUAUGAGCCAAAACUUAUCAUUGAUCUUUCUAACUGGAAGGAACAAAAUAAGGAGAAGGCAGAUAAGAAGGGGAAAUCCAAAUGUGAAAGGAAUGGUUUAGUAAAAGCUCAGUUAGCGCUAGCAGAAGCUUCACAGCAACUGGUUGAGAAGGAAAGGGAAAAGCACAAAGAAUUUGACUUUGAUUCAUUUAUUGCAGGUACUAUUGAGCUUAGUUUGCAGCAUGAUUCCUCUUGUGUAGACAAACUCAAUGACUUAAAUAGCUCAGUGACACAACUUGAAUUGAAGAAUUUGAUCUCAAAGUCAGUUAGCAUGGAGAAACAAGAGAAAGGAAUGGCCAACUUAGCACAGUUGGGUGCCAGAAAUCAGAAUUCUUGGGACAGCCAGAUUGUAAGUGGGGAAGACUGCUUUCUGAAAGACCAGUUUUGUUGUGAUGUAAGGAAAGAUGAUCAUGUUGAGAAGGAAACCAGCUAUACAAGUUACUUAGAUGAUUUUUUUAGCAAAAAAGAAGAGACAGAGGUGACAGAAACAGAGAUAUCAGGAGAUGGAAAGGUCGGUGUUAAAGAUUAUGAUGAUGGCCUGUUGAGUUUUAAUGGAGACCUCAUCCUUAACAAGCAACUGGAUUGCAUAGGUAUUCCUCAGUUUCAUAAUCCUGUUGGCUCCCCACUAAAAUCUAUACAAGCCACGUUGGCUCCCUCUACCAUGAAAUCCUCCCCUCAAAUUCCUCACAAAACCUACAGCAGCAUUCUGAAACAUCUGAACUAAAACACUCAGUCCUUUUUCUUUUUGUAUCCUUUUUUAUUUUUUACUUUAGUUUUCUAUAUUUUUUUUUACUUGAAUUGUAAUUUUAGUAUGUGUUUAGGGAUGUAGUUUUGUUUACCUUUGUCUUACUUUCUCACAUUAAUUUUAAACUGGCAUGGCAUUUGCACACAAUAUAAAGAUUCAAAAUAAUGCAAUGCAGGUGGAAACAGAAAUAAUGCACUAAAUGAAGUAUAUCAAAAUCAGUUGCUAUGUUUUGGAAAUAAAAGAUCUUGCCUUGAUGAUAACACAGUGAGACUUUACAUUAUUGCAUGAAAAUGUCAGUGUCUUACCCCCCAUUUUCUGCUUGCACACUCAGUUUUUAUAUCCAUUUCUAAAGCACAUGAUACCAGCAGCAACUGAAGAAUGCAUAUAUUGGUACGCAUGUGUUAUCUACCUCAAGGUAACAGCAGUAUGUGGCCAAUCCGUAGCCACCAGUAGUGCUAUUCAUCAUGCACCUUUGUUAAGCCAGCAUUAUUGUAGUAGAUAUUCAUUAACUGAGAACUUCAAAAUAUUUAUAAAUGUUCUGGGAUGCAUCCUAUGUAGUGAAGUGUUUAAUAUGCAGUAUUUUAUUUAUUUGAUCACAUAGAGAUGUCCUGUAUUUAAAAUCAUUUUCUGAAACACAUUUACAGCUAAUUGUUUAGAAUUAUGGUUUACUGUCUACGUUGUUGCAAAUUUAAGACUUUGCCUCCUGCUUGCUUCCCCCCCUCCACCCUUUAUGUUUUCAUUUCAAGGAAGGCGCUCACUGUGUAUAGGAAUUCGUAUUUUCAAAAAGCUUGAUUGACUUCUGCAAAAUAUAGGAACAUCUUUAAUAUUAAACUCCUAAAAACUAUAAUUUUUUUCAAAUUUUGUAAUGCAAAAACAAACCGCAUGCAUGGAAAUAAUUAUGGUACAACAGAACUGUAAAUUAAGAUUUGUGUAUGUUUUCCCAUUUUGGAUUUUACUGUAUAUGUUUUUACUGAACUUAUUUUGUUUGAAACCUGCAUGAAAAGAAUAUAGCAUGUAGUGGUAUCUCAUUUCUCCAGAAACUUGCUUUGCCUCUGAAUUUUGCAUACUAUUUAUGUACUAUUGGUUCCCCUUAUUUAAAAAAAAAAUAAAUAAAAUAUGGCCAGCAAGAAA
Messenger RNA from Xenopus tropicalis (tropical clawed frog), 4110 nucleotides. It is a transcript of the gene mapk6, whose product is annotated as mitogen-activated protein kinase 6. NCBI's taxonomy places the organism in Eukaryota, Metazoa, Chordata, Amphibia, Anura, Pipidae. Gene Ontology annotation, molecular function: MAP kinase activity; nucleotide binding; ATP binding. Gene Ontology annotation, cellular component: nucleus; cytoplasm. Gene Ontology annotation, biological process: signal transduction; MAPK cascade. The coding region runs from base 796 to 2958 and encodes 720 amino acids. The record is from RefSeq and is a predicted model, not a curated record. The transcript has 6 exons.